CCUAAAGUUUGGGUUUAGGGUUCUAUGGAAGUCGUGAAGGCGGGAUCGUGCGUGCUGCUCGACAUCAACAAUGGCGAGCAUUUCGUGUUCUCGCGUCUUACCCCGGCCGCCACUGUCAAGCUUGGCAAGGCCAAGUAUUCUCUUGCGCCGGUCAUUGGAUGCCCGUUUGGAUCGCAAUUCGAGCCCAAGUCCUCGUCGCUGGAACGAUCGUCUCGCGCUGAGGACAAUAACGCUGGCGAAGAGGAAGAGGAGGAAGAAGAAAAUGCUGCAACGAAGGAUAACAGGAACCUCAUCGAUGAUAACACUGCGCAGACACUCUCGGCCGAGGAGAUCCAUAGCAUGAAAAGAGAAGGCUCCUCCGGACAAGAGAUUGUGAAUGCGUUGAUUGCAAAUAGCGCGUCGUUUGAGUCAAAGACUACUUUCUCACAGGAGAAGUACAAGCGGAAAAAGCAGAAAAAGUACGCUCCUCGGGUCAUAAUCAGGUGUCCUACUGCUAAAAGUGUUUGUGAGGCAUAUUUUUCUAAAACUCCAGCGAAGAUCGGGUUUAUAAGAGUUGAUAGUUUGUCAAUGAUCUUGUCAUUAGCCAAUGUAGGCGAGAUGUCCAACGUUUUGGUCUCAGAUAUGGUCGGAGGACUCUUGACGGCUGCAGUCGCAGAACGUUUGAGCGGCUUUGGCACGGUUUGUAGUGUCUACUAUACUCCAAAAGCUCCAUCUCUGGACAUUGUGGGCCUCUUUAACUUUGACUCCGCAACAUCUAGUAGGAUAUUUCGAGUUCGGCUUUCUACGCUUCUAGAAAGCUACAAUUCUGGUUUACAAAACGGAGAGGCAGCACCUCUUGUCGUAGAACAGGAGAAAAACAUGGAAGAUGAUUCAGGCACAGGCAAACUCCCGCAAAGCGAGCAACCGAUGGAUGUGCAACCGGAAAAGGCUGUUACCGAGGCAGAACAGGCGAAAGACAUGGAAGAUGAUUCAGGCACAGGCAAACCACUGCAAAGCGACCCAUCGAUGGACGUGCAACCGGAAAAGGCUGUGACCGAGGCAUCACAAACAAGCGUGUCCCAGAUCUCCGAGAACUUGGAACCGGCCUCUACGAAUCCAACAAAGCAACGACUGAUACAGCAACCAUCGAACGAAGACGUUUCUGAUUGGGUGAAAACUGGAUUCUCGAGUCUGAUAGUCGGGGCUUUAAACGCCGAUCCUUUGAAGACUUUGCAGCAACUCAUUCCGCUUCUAGCCCCCUCCGCUCCUUUUGUCAUCUAUCAUACUUACCUGCAACCUCUUGCGGACUGCAUGUUUGCCUUGCAAAAGGAACGCACGGCAGUCAGUUUGCAGCUCUCGGAGCCAUGGAUGAGAGAGUACCAGGUUCUUCCAUCCCGCACGCAUCCCCACAUGCAAAUGAGCUCCACAGGUGGAUAUAUACUAAGUGGUAUCAAAACUCUACCACAAUGAAACACAAAAGAAAAAUCCUCAGGAACAAAACAACAACAAAGCGAUAAAACUCCUCAAGAGGCGACAGCUCACAUAUGGACUGAGUGAAGCGUUAGGUGAUGUUGCUCCGGCAGCUGCCUUCAUUUCCCAGCUUGUCCAAGAGCCGUGCAACAGAUAAGUCUUAAAAACUCUCCUUUUUCUUUCUCUUUCAGAAAGGGAUUUGCUUGCAAGUUGCAACUAGAACAGACAGAAAAGAAUCGUGUCCUUGAAAGCACUAGAACUUGGUCGGUUGGGCACGACUCAGCGUCGUGGAGUCGCAAAUUCAUUGAUUGAAAAUGUGGACUGAGAUGGAUUGAAUUCUUGUAGGAUUUUAUGGUG
This is a messenger RNA of Selaginella moellendorffii, 1806 nucleotides long. Its product is annotated as tRNA (adenine(58)-N(1))-methyltransferase non-catalytic subunit trm6. The transcript is spliced from 14 exons. The record is from RefSeq and is a predicted model, not a curated record. Bases 25 to 1449 code for a protein of 474 amino acids. Lineage: Eukaryota; Viridiplantae; Streptophyta; Lycopodiopsida; Selaginellales; Selaginellaceae. Gene Ontology annotation, cellular component: tRNA (m1A) methyltransferase complex; nucleus. Gene Ontology annotation, biological process: tRNA methylation.